AUGCACUCCCGUGCGUGUCUCUUGCUGCUGAUUUGUUUCCCCGUUUUGUUAAACGCCGCACCCUCCUCUGCCAAUGGUGGCAACGAGUCCUUAAUCUUGGGGUGUGGGUUGGGAGGAGGUGGUGGCAAAGACACCGACGGAAGAAAAUGGAGCCCCGACGACAAGUACCUUUCACGGGGAAAUUCCGUCACAUUCAAAGCUUCCUUCCAAGACCCUUCGCUUUUGUCCGAGGUUCCAUACAUGACUGCGCGAAUUUUCACCUCCGAAGCAGCCUACAAAUUCGCCAUCCAAGGCGACAAACGUUACUGGCUCAGGCUUCAUUUCUACCCCUCCGUUUACGACAACUUGGACUCUGUUAACUCUUAUUUCUCCGUCAAAGCAAACGGCCUCACGCUUCUUUCCAACUUCAGCGCCUUCGUCACGUGCCAAGCCCUCUCACAAGCCUACGUUGACAGAGAGUAUUCCCUUGCGCCUUUGGAUUCCGACGUUCUCAACGUUACCUUCACGCCCUCUGGCAAACACAAUGAAACUUUUGCUUUUGUUAAUGGGAUUGAGCUCAUCCAAAUGCCUGAGUUGUUUGACGAGGCUCCUUUGGUGGGGUACGAUGGCCAAACUAUGGACACCAAGAGUUUGCAUUUACAGACCAUGUUCAGGUUAAACGUUGGAGGACAAUACAUAUCUCCAAAUGAAGAUUCUGGUCUUACCAGAAUGUGGUACGAUGAUAGGCCUUAUAUUUAUGGUUCUGCCACUGGUGUCACCAACCAAGCUACCAAGGAUGAAAAAAUCGACUAUCAAAGUCUUCCAGAGUCCAUUGCUCCUCCCAGUGUCUACUCCACUUCGCGAUCCAUGGGAGGCGAUAAGAAUGUCAACCUGGGCUACAAUCUCACGUGGAUCUUCCAAGUUGAUCCGGAUUCUAUCUACCUUACCCGGCUGCAUUUCUGUGAAUAUCACUAUUCCAAAGUGAAUCAGAUUGUUUUCAAAGUCUACAUCAACAACCAAACAGCAGAGACUGCUGCUGAUGUGAUUGGGUGGUCAGGAGGUAAAGGAAUUCCAACUUACAAGGAUUAUGUAAUGUAUGCGAGAGAUCAGCCAGGUGACGAUAAACUCUGGCUUGCUUUGCACCCUGCGCCUGAAACAAAGCCAGAAUUUUAUGAUGCGUUACUCAAUGGGGUGGAGGUGUUCAAGCUCAAUGACACAGACCUGUCUGGCCCCAAUCCUCAACCUUCUGACAUGCUGGUUAAAUAUGAGCAGAAGGAAAAGACUUUCCAAACCAAAAAUCAGACUAGUAGAACAUUUGUUAUUGGCAGUGCUGCUGGGGGUGCUGCAGGUUUUGCUUUGGUGGCUGCAAUAAUUGUUGUUGUUCAUCACAAGAAGAGAAAGAGAGCUCCGGGAUCAUACACCACCUCGUCUAACUGGUUACCUCUUUAUGGUUCGCACACAGUAGGUACCAAAUCCACAGGGUCAGGGAAGAGUAUGGGCAGUGUCAACUUAUCAGCCAUGGCUCAAGGAUUGUGCCGCUAUUUCUCCUUACAAGAAAUGAAGCAAGCAACCAAGAAUUUCGAUGAGUCUAAUGUGAUAGGGGUGGGAGGGUUUGGAAAGGUUUACAAGGGUGUUAUUGAUAAUGGGUUCAAAGUGGCAAUCAAAAGAUCGAACCCGCAAUCGGAACAAGGAGUGAACGAGUUCCAGACUGAGAUUGAGAUGCUGUCCAAGUUGAGGCACAAGCAUUUGGUGUCCUUGAUUGGUUUUUGCGAGGAGGGUGAUGAGAUGUGUCUGGUUUAUGACUACAUGGCUCGUGGCACCAUGAGGGAACACCUUUACAAGGGAAACAAGCCAUUGGACAUGUUAACAUGGAAGCAAAGGCUGGAGAUCUGCAUUGGAGCAGCAAGAGGCCUUCACUACCUUCACACGGGAGCAAAAUACACCAUCAUUCAUCGAGAUGUCAAAACAACCAACAUUCUCCUUGAUGAAAACUGGGUUGCCAAGGUUUCAGAUUUUGGACUCUCCAAAACAGGUCCAGACAUGAACAAAGGUCAUGUUAGUACCGUGGUGAAGGGUAGCUUUGGAUACUUGGAUCCCGAAUAUUUCAGGAGGCAACAGUUGACUGAGAAGUCUGACGUGUACUCGUUUGGGGUUGUGCUGUUUGAGGCCCUUUGCGCAAGGCCUGCUCUCAAUCCUAGCCUUCCGAAGGAACAGGUAAGCCUUGCAGAAUGGGCAUUGUACAACAAAAGAAGAGGAACACUUGAGGACAUCAUUGACCCAAACAUCAAAGGGAAGAGCAACCCUGAAAGCUUGAUCAAGUUUGCUGAUGCAGCUGAGAAGUGUGUGUCUGAUCUUGGAUUCGAACGACCCUCCAUGAAUGACCUGUUGUGGAAUCUCGAAUUCGCUCUAAACUUGGAGCAAAACCCCAAGGGUUCAACUGCUCCACGUGAGGACGAAGGUGAGUUCUCAGAAGUAAGCUUGACAAACAACGACGUGGCAGCUCAUUACAAAAACCUUAGCCUAGGAAGCGAGCUUGAGGUUGUCCAAGACUCCACUAAUGGUAGUAGCUCUCCUGUCAUCUUCUCGCAAAUUGGCAAUCCAACAGGACGAUGA
Molecule: messenger RNA, 2592 nt
Organism: Sphenostylis stenocarpa
Lineage: Eukaryota; Viridiplantae; Streptophyta; Magnoliopsida; Fabales; Fabaceae
Source: the annotation of a GenBank genome assembly